Protopterus annectens (West African lungfish) is the source of this 1856-nucleotide messenger RNA. Its product is annotated as ankyrin repeat domain-containing protein 53-like. The coding region runs from base 211 to 1689 and encodes 492 amino acids. The record is from RefSeq and is a predicted model, not a curated record. Gene Ontology annotation, biological process: positive regulation of microtubule polymerization; mitotic metaphase chromosome alignment; regulation of mitotic cytokinesis. Gene Ontology annotation, molecular function: protein binding. The transcript is spliced from 6 exons. Gene Ontology annotation, cellular component: spindle pole. Lineage: Eukaryota; Metazoa; Chordata; Ceratodontiformes; Protopteridae.
GACGUGUUGCAAAAAGACCACCUCUGUACAUACAUUUACAUAAUAAUACAUGAAAGUAAGGAACGGUGGCUCCUUUUACUUACCAUGUACUGUCCACUUGCCCACGGUUUCGUUCCCCGUGUUCUUAACAAAACUCAGUAUUCGUCUGCUGUUGUUAGCAGCUUGCGCGCACAGAUUAUUCAGGAAACCACGUUCGCAGGCUAAACCAAAAUGUCUUCAAGUUUCCCAAAGAGAAGAGUUCUGCAGAAACUAAAGACAGAAAGCGAUGAGCUAAUGGCAGCUGCUGUUGGAGACUUGGCCUGGCUUCGGCAGAGCCUACAGAAAGCAAAAUCGGUGACUCAUACUGACAAGCAUGGACUAACAGUUAUUCAUUUAGCUGCACUCCAUGGACACUUGGAAUGUUUGAAAGAAUUGAUUGAAAAAUACAAUGUGGAUAUUGACCUAGCCAGCUCAGAAGGAUGGAGGCCAAUCCAUUUAGUUCUAAACAAAGAAUGUGGACCUAAUGCCAUGUCAUGUCUGAAAUACCUAAUAGAAAAAAAGGCAAAUGUGAAUGUCAAAACUGAAGCUGGAUUGACUCCCCUUCACCAGGCAGCAAGUGAAGGAUUGCUGGACUGCAUAAUGGCACUGGCUGAAGCUGGUGCUGACGUUCACGUGAAGGAUCAGGAUGGACACAGACCCAUAGACUACUGCAGGCUAUGGGGCCACAGAAGAUGUGCCAGGUAUCUCAAAGACAGAAUGUGGAAAAAGGGCAAGGAAGAAUUUUUACAUCAGCUUCAACAGUUGAGUAAAAUGAAAUGCCAACUAAUACUUGAAGAGCUUGCAGUUAAAGAAAAGUACCAGGCAGACAAUGAUUUCUUUGGCCAGUUGGCCUUCUCUGAUUGGAUUGAUGGAAAGAACUUGCCAGAAAAGUUAAAGAAGGCUCCAUUAUGUAAGAAGAAGAAACUCUCAAGCAGGGGAUGUCUUCCAAACAAGCUAAAUACAUUUCACACAGUUGAAAAAAAGCAAAAAACAAAAAAGGUUAUACAGAACUUUGAAAAAGACACAGUUGAAACCACAUUACAAGCUGAAUCUUCAGUUUCACAGAGAGAAUGCAAAAUAACAAGGGAUCAAAAACAUAAAAAGGAUAGAAUUAAUAAAAUUGCAGCUGAUAAAAGCUGUGAAUGUGCAUCAACUGAACAACCUAAAAGUCAUAUGUCAGAGGAUGAAAUACCAACUCAAGCCUAUAAGCAGCCGUGGAACAUAAGUGUGAAUCCUUGUGCACCUCCUGUUACAUCUAUUUACAGACCUACAGUCAUCCAACCUGGAAUGGAUGGUGAAGACUACCUCAGAGAUCAUGACUUCAAGGAUUUCUUACUCCUUUCAAAGGACAAGCUGGGGAACCCAAAGGUCAGAACAGUUUCUGGUGGAAGAGCUUCUCCUUUACCACUCUUACCGUUUGAAGUGCUGAAGAAUAAGUUAUUUCCAAGUUCUCUACCAGACCGUAUUAAGGUCCCUGAAGAUUUCAAGUCAGUGUGUAUUUUAGACGUUCCAAGAAAAAGACUACCCAGGAAUGGAGAGAAUCCCUGGUCAGAAAUAACAUUUCAUUUACGUGAAAAAUUAGAUGGUGGAUUAGAAGUCUGUAGCCCAGUUCCUACUACUGUUAGUAGCAACAGCAGUCUGAAUUCUUGCAUAAGUAAAGUUUCAAGUUAAUUACAGAUGAAAGCAGAUGAUUAAAGUUUUGCAGACUAAAACAGUAUAAAAGUGUUCUGCUGAAUUAUAUAAUUAAGUCAAUGAUAUAUGUUCUGUAUAGAACAAGUUCUUACUUUGAGACACUUAUAAUGUAGUCUCAUGUGACAAAAUAAAUAAAUAAAAUCAGA